This is a messenger RNA of Vitrella brassicaformis, 694 nucleotides long. The record is from the annotation of a GenBank genome assembly. NCBI's taxonomy places the organism in Eukaryota, Vitrellaceae.
AAUUGGUGAGAGAUCUGUGGCGGAUCUGUAGCAUCUGCGUCAUAGGGCGGAUGGUGUUUGCGGCGGAGCAGUUCAUCUACGGCUUUGGCCUCGGCGGCCUGGGCGUCUGGGUGCUGCUUGAGCCUCUGCUCGUCACACUUAGGCGCACCAAGUAUCAUCUGAGGAGGAUCAUUGCCCAGGUAGGGAUGGAGGAAAACCCUGAAAGUGCGCUGAACGUGACCUUUUCUGUUUGCGUGGUGUCAUGUCAGGACACAGAGUACACGGAGUACGUCGACAGGAAGCCGACACUCAUCGCAAUCGCAACGCCAGACGGGUACGUACCCUUUGCAAAGUCAUGCACCACGCCGGAUCGGCUGUCUGCUGCUCUGUGUGUGGGUGUGGGUGUGUUGCAGCUGGAACAAUUUGCUUCUGGCGACGUACGAGCGGAUGGAUAAGUCGUGGCCCGACUCGUGGUCAAGGCCGGCAUGAUGACUUCCUACAAGGGUCGGGCUGUGGGCGUACAUACAGAACAGCUGCCUGUGUGCCUGUGCUGCAUGGAGCCACCUUAUAGCUGCGAGCGACAAUGUUGCAUGGCUGAACACGCCAUGAACGAUGGAUGGAUGCUGCACGAACGUAUCCAUUCGUGAGUGAGAAAGCAGACGUUUAACCGUUCCAUGCAUGUCAUGUCAAUCCGUACUUAACAAUCGACGCGUCC